Messenger RNA from Girardinichthys multiradiatus, 3593 nucleotides. RefSeq lists its product as uncharacterized. Gene Ontology annotation, biological process: heterophilic cell-cell adhesion; homophilic cell-cell adhesion. Gene Ontology annotation, cellular component: adherens junction. The record is from RefSeq and is a predicted model, not a curated record. The transcript is spliced from 14 exons. Bases 603 to 3326 code for a protein of 907 amino acids. NCBI's taxonomy places the organism in Eukaryota, Metazoa, Chordata, Actinopteri, Cyprinodontiformes, Goodeidae.
GCUGAGCUUGUUACAACUAAGGGAAACACUCUGGCAUCGAAGUGCUGGCAGCCUCCCGCUUAAGUACUCCUCCAAGCAAUCAGCAGAUAGGAAACACCUGUCAUCCAGCGUACCUGAGAACUCCAGCACCAGCUGGGAAACACUGAAUGAUUAUGAAGACAAGAACACCAAACACACACACACACACACACACACACACACAAGCACAUACACUAACACACACACAGACUCAGACUGACAGAGGCGGCUGAGUAACUGAGCUGACACAUCCUGCAAGAAGACGUGCUGAAAAACAGUCUGGGCAUCUGAGAAGUGAAAAAUUAUGAGACAUGCAAAGCUUUGCUUAAGUAUUGUUUUACAAAGGAAAUCAAAAAGGAGAAGUAGUUUCACACACAGCUGUUUGUGUAUAUGUGUAUAUAAAUACAAAAUGUAAUUACAAAAUGUGGGUGUACAAGUGGCAACACACAUGCAAACGUCAGUAUCAGCUGUAAAGGGUGUGCACCUAUAACCAUAAACCACAGAAAGCACACACACACUUUAAAUACCCCUGUGCCUCACACACAGUUGGUGCGUCCAACUCUGUGUUGCUAAAUGACACCAUCAUGGGAUGCUCAUGGCUGUUGAUUUUGGGUCUUAUCCAAAUUGUUGCACAUUCCUUGGAAAUUCAGGGUUCAGGUGAAGAACCGAUUCCUGUGAUCACUCACAACGUCACUGGAGUCCUGGAGGAGGAUGUGUACCUGAGCUGCGAAUAUCAGGGUUCGGCUCAGAUCAACAAGGCCGAGUGGAAACGUAGGAUCAGCUCUAGUAAAUUCAAGCGACUGGCCGGAUUUUCAAAUGGGGAAUUAUUUAGCCGAGGUGACUUCUCAAAACCAGACUCUCCCACCAACCUCACAGUUAGGAUGAAAGUAUCCAGUGUGGAAGCAGAAGGAGAGUACAUUUGUGAGUUUCAGGAAGAGGAGGAUAAUCCAUUUGGCAGCGUGUUUGUUACUGUUAUUGCUAAACCUGAUAUAAGGAUAGAGGUGAAUUCAGAGACCAUAAAUGACACUCACUACCAGUUGGUGUCGUGCUCUGCUGUUGGAGGCAGGCCAAUGCCUCAGAUCAUCUGGCUGGUCGGUGAUCGUCCUCCUUCCGAUUUCCCCUUCACUGUGAAUGAGAGUAAAACUCUUCACUCAAACGGCACCGCCACGCUGAUCAGCACCCUCCGCUUCCCCACCCAUCUUCAGGACGAAGAGAGUGUGAUCUGUGUGGUCAAACACGAGACCCUCCCAAACCCCAAAUCCACCACAGCAAGUGUGGAAACAUACGCGAGGCCAAACGUGAUGAUUAAAGCAGAGAUGGUACAACAAGGAGGACAUGAUUCCUGGGUGGUCUCUUGCAUUUCAUCCGGGGGGAGACCUGACACUGAGAUUUCCUUGGCUUUGAACGGGAAUAACGAGGUGGAAAGAGAGAGCAGUGCAAAUUCAAACAUGAAAAGUCUCUCCGUCUGGCUCCCUGUGAUAGAAUACGAGGGCCACAACAUCACCUGUGUGUUUAAACACCCAAAGUUCUCAUAUGCUGAAUCAAGAAGAAUAACCCUGCCCACUUUUUAUUUGUCUGGAGUUCAGUUUCGCUCAGAGGUGGGAAGCAACAGGAAUAAAUUCUUAGAGCUGCAAGAAGGAGACAGCAACAUUGUUAUCAGCUUGGAGGUCACAGGGAAUGCGCCACGUUACAGCAUUAUCUGUAAAAAAGAUGAUGGACCUUUGCCUGAAGAUAUGGAGCUGGUUGGUAGAAAUCUCACAAUUCGAGGUCUGGUAAAGCAGCACUAUGCUGGUCUGUAUGAAUGUGACUGCUCCUACCACCAUCUAAAAGCAAAGCUGCAGUUUAAUGUCACAGUUCGAGCUCAACCUCCACAGCUGGUUUCUCCCACAAUCAGAGUCGAUUCACAAAUUGAAGGUGGAUUCAGGAUGAUUGAGUGCACAGCGCUUGGUGCUGUUCCUGCAGCCAGCGUUUCUUGGAUUCCACAAGAGGGUGUUUUUGAAGACUUUUGGUCCAAUUCCACUUUUUACAAUGGAAGCUACUCUGUUUUGUUCCUUCCUGCAUGCUCGCCUCAGGAGCUCACAGCACUGUGUGUGAUAAAUCACCCUGCAUAUAAGAAACCAGAAAACAGAAGUAUAACACUCCCACUUUGCGCUCGACCAAACAUCACCAUCAGCCUCAGCUCUGAGUGGAAAUAUGGUCACAAGUACUCAAAGGUGAACUGCUCUGUAGUCAGUGUUGCAUCUCCUGCAGCAAUAACCUGGAAUGCUAAAAACAAAACUGACAACAUCAGUUAUUCGACAGAAACUGAGGUCCAGGCUGAGGGUCUGGUAUUGACCUGGAGCUCUGUGUGUUUUCUGUCGUCUCUGUAUGCGGGUCAGGAUUUGACUUGCACUGUUAAACAUCCAAGUUUAGAGAGUCCAGAAAAAAGAACAAUACACAUUCCGGAGCACGAACUCCCUCGGCUCAGUGUGUCUGUGGUGAGACAGCAGGACUCCCCUCUCUGGCUGGCAGUGUGCGACUGCAAAGGGGAGGGUGUUGGGACAAACCUUGCAUGGGACCUUCCUGGAAAUGCCAGAGGUGAAACAUCCCUGCACACAGAAUAUGAAGGACACAUAACAAACACCAAGCUGACUUAUCAGUUUCCUUUGGUCCUUCAUGAGGGCCAGGACCUGACCUGUGUGUACCAAUCUCAUAAUGGGAUCACAAAAAAGAAGACUGUUCGCAUCCCAAUGUACCAUAUCUUCUCAGUACAAGUCCUGAACAAAACGAGUGCUCUGCAGAACCGCUAUGUAGAUCAAUCUGUUGUAUACAGAGUGUCUGUCAACGGGAAUCAACGAAACCAGAAAGUGCUGCUCAGAGUUGAAGGAAACGUGCCAGAGUACAGCCUUGACUGUCGAAGGAGUGAUGGCUCAGUUGUUCAACUGGAUGGGGCUGCAAUGAUCCUUCAGUCAGACCCUUCAGGGCAGAAUGAAGGCCUGUACACCUGCUUGGCUUCUUUUUAUCACCACAGAGCUUCUGUCAACAUUCAAGUGGAAGUCCUAAGAGAGGAAGAGUUCAUGCUGGUAAUCAUGAUCUGCAUCUCUUCAGCCUCAGCCAUCUUUAUCGUCUUCAUCGUCAUUCUCUGCGUGUGCUGUAAAACAAAGAAGAAACAACACAAGGAACGAGAGUCCAUCUCAGCCUUGACAAGUCUCAUGCAGGAGCCUGGCUCUCCUGAGGUCAGGAAGCCUCUGGCAGAUAUGGGCGACAGCAAGGAGUACGCUCAGUUGACCAGCUUCUCCAUAGUCUUUGACGCCAAGAGUACAGUGUGAGGAGAGAGUGGUGUGCCUUAAAAGGAUGUAACAUAUUCAGCUUAAACUGUGAAUUUAAUGUCUUAAUGCAACUGCAGCACUGUGUAUUUUUGUGUAAAUGUAGUCUUUGAAAUGAAAUUGACUAUGCACUGUACUUUGUAGUAGACUGGCAUUAAUAGUUUAAAAAGCAAUGAAUUUGCACUUUUCAGCCUUACUUGAAAUUUGGAUUUUGUAUAACACAUUUUGUAUUUUUUUUAAUAUGAGAAUUAAUAAAACCAUUUAAUUACA